Saprolegnia diclina VS20 is the source of this 819-nucleotide messenger RNA. RefSeq lists its product as hypothetical. NCBI's taxonomy places the organism in Eukaryota, Oomycota, Saprolegniomycetes, Saprolegniales, Saprolegniaceae. The transcript is spliced from 2 exons. Gene Ontology annotation, cellular component: nucleus. The record is from RefSeq and is a predicted model, not a curated record. Gene Ontology annotation, biological process: double-strand break repair; single strand break repair. The coding region runs from base 26 to 652 and encodes 208 amino acids. Gene Ontology annotation, molecular function: mismatched DNA binding; single-stranded DNA binding; single-strand break-containing DNA binding.
CAGAAAUCGAGCGGCUGCCGGCAAGAUGGCGCAGCCGUGGAAGGACGCGCUCUUGGUGUACGUGGCGGCGCCUGCGGAGCAUGCCGACGUCGUCUUCUACGACGAGACUGUCGUCGUUGUCAAGGACAAGUACCCCAAGGCUAAGCUGCAUCUGCUGGUCCUGCCCCGGCAGCCCAUGCCAUUUGGCGUCGAAGGAUUGACGCGAGCGCACAUUGGCCUCUUGCAGCACAUGGAAGGACUCGUAUCUUCCUUCAGCGACGGCGCCGACGUGCGCGUCGGGUUCCACGGCGUCCCGUCCAUGCGGCAGCUGCAUCUGCACGUGAUUUCGACCGACUUGAUCUCGCCGUCGCUCAAGAAGAAGGAACACUGGAACUCGUUCACGACGUCCUUCUUCAAGCCGCUGGCAGAAGUGCUCGUGGCGCUUGAGGCGGACGGUCGCGUGCCCAUUGACGUCGCGACCGAGCACGCCAAGCUCAAGACGCCGUUGUUGUGCCACAAGUGCAGUGGUACCUUUCGCCAGCUCCCGCAGCUCAAAAAGCACCUCGAAACAACGCACCCAAGCGAUUCGCUCGCGCUUAGCUCGACGAAGCGGGCGGCGAGCGGCGCACCGCCGUCGCCGCCACCGAAACGAGCCAAGGAUGCUACAGCGUAAUCCCGUCGGCCUCGACCGGCGAACGCAAAAUCGGAUUUGCCGACUUGAUAUUAUUCGCGGCGAAUUGAUACUAGCUCGUUGGCGUGUGUCAAGCUGUGCCGGAAGAGGUCGUCGUGCGGCGACCCACAAAGGAGCUGCUGGAGCUACACUGUGUCCGCGAUGACUUU